This is a messenger RNA of Aureobasidium melanogenum CBS 110374, 2310 nucleotides long. RefSeq lists its product as uncharacterized. The transcript has a single exon. The coding region runs from base 1 to 2310 and encodes 769 amino acids. Gene Ontology annotation, molecular function: anthranilate synthase activity; indole-3-glycerol-phosphate synthase activity; phosphoribosylanthranilate isomerase activity. Gene Ontology annotation, biological process: L-tryptophan biosynthetic process. Lineage: Eukaryota; Fungi; Ascomycota; Dothideomycetes; Dothideales; Saccotheciaceae. Gene Ontology annotation, cellular component: cytosol. The record is from RefSeq and is a predicted model, not a curated record.
AUGUCUAACUUGGGCCUGGUCGACCACUCGCCCUUCAACGCCGAGCCCGCUGCUCCAAUUCCCACCGCCUCGAAUCUUGUUCUCAUCGACAAUUACGAUUCGUUCACCUGGAAUGUCUACCAAUAUCUGUGUCUCGAGGGCGCAACCGUCACCGUCUACCGCAACGAUGAAAUCACAAUCGAUCAAUUGAUCGCCAAGAACCCCACUCAGUUGGUCAUCAGUCCCGGUCCUGGUCACCCUGAGACAGACUCUGGCGUUAGCAAGGAUGCCAUCCGACACUUUGCUGGAAAGAUUCCCAUCUUCGGUGUUUGCAUGGGCGAACAAUGCAUCUACUCGGUCUUUGGUGGUACUGUUGAGAAGACUGGCGAGAUCCUCCACGGCAAGACUUCGCCUUUGCGACACGACGGCAAGGGCGUCUACGCCAACCUCCCACAGGACAUUCCCGUUACUCGCUACCACUCGCUUGCUGGAACCCACCCCACUCUUCCCGAAUGUCUCGAGGUUUCUUCUUGGAUUGCUGUUGGUCCUGACGGAGGAAAGGGUGUCAUCAUGGGCGUGCGCCACAAGGAAUACGUUAUUGAGGGUGUGCAAUACCACCCCGAGAGUAUUUUGACCGAGGAGGGAAGACUGCAGAUCAAGAACUUCCUGUACAUGCAGGGCGGUACCUGGGCCGAGAACGAGCGUCUACAGAAAGAGACAAAGUCGAACGCUCAACCAGCAAAGACCAAUGGACAGGUCAAGGACAAGCAGACAAACAUUCUCGAGAAGAUUUUCGCCCGUCGCAAGGAGUUGAUCGCUGCUCAAAAAGAAAUCCCCUCGCAGAGACCUAUCGACCUCCAGGCCGCCUAUGACCUCGACCUUUCACCACCUCUCAUUUCUUUCCCCGACCGCCUCAAGCAAUCUCCUUACCAGCUGUCCUUGAUGGCUGAAAUUAAGCGUGCUUCUCCCUCCAAAGGCAUAAUCUCAAUCUCCACUUGCGCUCCUGCUCAAGCUCGCAUCUACGCUCUCGCCGGUGCCAGUACCAUUUCCGUCUUGACUGAGCCUGACUGGUUCAAGGGUAGCAUCGACGACCUCAAGGCCGUUCGCCAAGCUCUGAAUGGCAUGCCCAACCGUCCUGCUGUUUUGCGCAAGGAGUUUGUCUUCGACGAGUACCAGAUCUUGGAAGCCAGAUUGGCUGGUGCCGAUACUGUUCUGCUCAUCGUCAAGAUGCUCGAGACCGAGACUCUUCACAGAUUGUACAAGUACUCACAGUCUCUUGGCAUGGAGCCUUUGGUCGAGGUCAACAACGAGGAAGAAAUGAAGAUCGCUGUCGACAUGGGUUCAAAGGUCAUUGGUGUCAACAACCGUAAUCUCACAAACUUCGAGGUCGACCUGGAGACCACGAGCCGUCUCAUGUCGCUCGUUCCCAAAGAGACUGUUGUCUGUGCUCUCAGCGGAAUUGCUGGACCACAAGACGUCGUUCCUUACCAGAAGAACGGUGUUGGUGCUGUUCUUGUUGGUGAGGCUUUGAUGCGCGCAAAAGACACUGCUCAAUUCAUCGGUGAACUGCUCGGUGGCAGUGUCAAGUCCGCUCACAAGGAGUCUAAGAAGACACCCAUGGUCAAGAUUUGCGGCACUCGUUCUCCUGAAGCAGCCAAGGCUGCAGUUGAGGCUGGCGCAGACUUCAUUGGCAUUAUCUUGGUGAAGGGUCGCAAGCGAUGCGUGUCUACCGAGACCGCUUUACAAAUCUCAAAGGUCAUUCACGAGACACCCCGCGCUGGAUCGGAUGCCGUCUCAAGCGAGGAUUCAUUGCCCGUGUCAGCAACAAACUAUUUCGACCACACCACAUCACACAAGUUGGUCCACCCACGACACGCGUUGCUUGUUGGUGUCUUCCAGAAUCAGCCUUUGUCAUAUGUUCUAGAACAACAGAAGCUUCUCGGUCUUGACAUUGUACAACUACAUGGAUCUGAACCUAUUGAGUGGGCAUCACUUAUUCCUGUUCCUGUCAUUCGCGCUUUCCACCCUGGUGAUGCUGGUCUUGCUACUCGUGGCUACCAUGCAUUGCCACUGGUCGAUUCUGGCGCUGGCGGUUCUGGCGAGCAAGUGGACUUGACACAGGUACAAGAACUUUUACAGAAGGACAGUGGUCUGCGGAUCAUGCUUGCUGGCGGCCUCAGCCCCAGCAACGUUAAGCAAGUCUUCAGCGGGCUUGCCUCUAACAUGAAUCAAAUCGCUAUCCUUGAUGUCAGUAGUGGCGUUGAAGAGAAUGGUGAGCAGAGUCUUUCGAAGAUUCGUGAUUUUGUUACUGCUGUCAAGGCUGGACCUUGA